This is a messenger RNA of Aspergillus versicolor CBS 583.65, 5409 nucleotides long. It is a transcript of the gene pld3, whose product is annotated as phospholipase D. Gene Ontology annotation, biological process: phosphatidic acid biosynthetic process; intracellular signal transduction; cell motility. The record is from RefSeq and is a predicted model, not a curated record. Lineage: Eukaryota; Fungi; Ascomycota; Eurotiomycetes; Eurotiales; Aspergillaceae. Gene Ontology annotation, molecular function: D-type glycerophospholipase activity; phosphatidylinositol binding. Bases 1 to 5409 code for a protein of 1802 amino acids. The transcript has 2 exons.
AUGGCCGAUGCUCCAACGAAUGCUCCGGAGGAGAGGGACACUGAGCUUAAUUCUGAUCGAUUUUAUACGAAACGGGCGCAGCAGAUGCCGACAUCUCACGCCCCGAAACUAUCCUCCCCCUUUCCGUCCCCGACCGAAACCAAGCACAAUACGACAGAAGAGCAAGCUAGCAACGGUGGAAUCAUAUAUGAUGAGGAGAACUCUUACUUCAGCAAGGGGAAAUCCCACGCUGGUGCCGUAAGCGGGGUCUCAGAACCAUUGGAUGCAGCAACCCACACUACGUUAAGCCUUCGACGACCGAACGAAUCUGUUGAGAGUGCCAAUAGACAAGGUAUUAACCAGAAGACACCAAACUCGGUUCCGGCUUCUAUUGCAUCACCCCACCGUGCAAGCGUACAGUUCUCGCGGCAGAAUUCUGAAAUAGAACCUUCCGUGGAGACCUCGCAUUCUCAACCUCCUUCCGUCGCAGGCGAUGAUGCCGACCCAGGGCGAGGAAGACAAUCACUUUUCACCAAGCUCAAAGCAUUUGCUGCCACUCCGACGUUUACAUCCCACGCCCGCUCAUCCAGUAAUGCAACAAUUGGGGACGCUCGUUUUGCCAAUCAUGACCUCUCCACCCCAGGGUCCGAGAGAGGGGAGUUCCGUUUUCCUAAUACAUUAGAGGAAGAAGGAAGCGAUAUAGAUGCCGAUGCAGAAGAAAGCGCAGGUGAGCAGCGACCGCGUGAACCACGAAAGAAGCGACGAUUUCGCCGAGGGCAGGAGAAUGACUCUGCACCACAAACCGAGCCAAAUACGCCAAAAGCGAGCCGGCCGUCGUUCAAUCUUCAUGGAUCGUUUGCACCAUUUGAGAACUACCGUCCUAGCUUCUUCCAACGGAGAGAGAGCGCGCACGAUCUACAUCAGCAGCGCGAAGGUGUCUCCGAAGACGAGGGCCGCGACCGUCUAAGUAGGGAUGCUGCGUGGAGACGGCGAAGCACCUGGCUUAUGAAUUCGCGUGGCUUAACGUAUGGUGGACGGCAGCCAGAAAACCAGACAAACACGGAAGAUAAACGACCAAGCAACCUUCGACGUAUAACUGGCAUAGGAGGUCCGUCAGAAGCCGGAGAAGGACUGGCACCGUCCUGGAGACGUCACCGGCCUGAGCGUGGCUCAAGUUUGAGUGCCCAAAAAUGGCGACAGAUUAAGGCCGGGUUAAAACUUAUCGGACAGCGCGGACGCAGGGUCGAUAGCACCGUCGACCACGCCAAAUCAGCUGAAUUGCUGGCAGAGCUGGCAUCCGGUAUUCCGGCUGCCUUACUUUUAGCCAGUAUGUUUCAGCGAGACGAGCAUGGAAGCAAGCGUAUUCCUAUUCUCCUCGAACAGCUCAAAGUUCGGGUUACAGAUAGUAAGAUCGACUCUCACUCAGGGGACCGUCACCUCGUCUUUCGAAUUGAGUUAGAAUACGGCAGCGGCAUGACACGCAUGAAAUGGAUUAUACAUCGAACGCUGCGUGAUUUUGCUAAUUUACAUUUGAAAUAUAAGCUCCAUUUUGGAACGCAGAAGUACAUCCAACUACGGAACACUGAAAGUGGCCAAAGCCUGCCACGGUUUCCCCGGAGUGCGUUUCCAUACCUACGAGGCGUUCGCGGGUUGGAGAGCGAGGGAGAAGAAGAGGAGGAUGAGGGUGGCUAUGAAACCGCUGCCGAUGCCACGAGUGGCAAUGAAAGACCUGGAAGAAAGCAACAACAUCAGUCCCAUGGGCGACGGCGAUCUUCAGUUGGUAUAGCUCGAAGAAUGUCAAGCUUAACGGGAGCCGAGGGAGAUGCUGGAGCUGGAGCUGCCGGGGAGGGCGGACCGUCAUCGACCAAGAGGGACACCUACCCGGAGAGACAGCGGAAGAAGUUGGAAGGCUACCUUCAGAAGCUGAUUCGAUUCUUGAUUUUCAAGCCUGAUAGCAACCGUUUGUGCAAAUUUCUAGAACUUUCUGCCUUGGGGGUCCGUCUUGCAGCCGAGGGCAGUUACCACGGCAAAGAAGGUUACCUCAUGAUCCAAUCCUCCAAGGGCCUCGAUUUUCGACGAGCCUUUACCCCGGGGAUGAUGAAGAGGCGACAUUCUCCUAAAUGGUUCCUCGUCCGACACAGUUAUGUUGUCUGCGUUGACUCACCUGAAGAGAUGAAUAUCUACGAUGUGUUCUUGGUCGAUCCCUUCUUCAAGCUUCAAUCCCAGAAGGUCGGCCUGCGGCAUCAGAAAGCAAAAGAACUUGCGAAAUCUGCGACAGAAUCAGCAAGACACCCACAACACCACACCCUGAGGCUUGAGAAUUCUGAGCGCAAACUUAGACUGCUGGCGAGGAACGAGCGUCAGCUUCACCAGUUCGAGGAUUCUAUCAAAUUUAUGGUCGACAGUACUCCAUGGGGAAAGCCGAACCGUUUUGAUAGCUUUGCUCCAGUCCGUCAACGCUGUUUCGCUCAAUGGCUGGUUGACGGGCGUGACCAUAUGUGGGUUGUAUCCAGAGCGAUCAACCAGGCCAAGGAUGUCAUUUAUAUUCAUGACUGGUGGCUCAGUCCCGAAUUGUAUAUGCGGCGACCAGCUGCGAUUAGCCAGAAAUGGCGUCUUGAUCGUCUUCUUCAGCGGAAGGCCCGCGAGGGCGUGAAGAUUUUUGUCAUCAUGUAUCGCAAUAUAAACUCCGCCAUUCCAAUCGACUCGGAAUACUCUAAAUUCUCCCUGCUUGAUCUGCAUCCGAACAUUUUUGUUCAACGCUCACCCAACCAAUUCCGACAGAAUACAUUUUUCUGGGCGCACCACGAAAAACUUUGCCUUAUUGACCACACCCUGGCUUUCGUUGGAGGAAUUGAUUUGUGUUUUGGACGAUGGGACACCCCGCAACAUCUUCUGACUGACGAUAAACCAACCGGUUUCGAGGCUCCUGGUGGUCAUAAAGAUACGGACAACAGCCAGCUCUGGCCCGGCAAGGACUACUCGAACCCUCGGAUACAGGACUUCUAUGACUUGGACAAGCCUUACGAGGAAAUGUAUGAUCGCAAUGUUAUACCAAGGAUGCCGUGGCAUGAUAUUUCUAUGCAUGUCGUUGGCCAGCCAGCGAGGGACCUUACCCGACACUUCGUCCAACGAUGGAAUUAUAUACUGCGGCAACGGAAACCAACACGUCCGACCCCAUUUCUAUUGCCUCCGCCAGAUUUUGAGGCUGCGGAUCUGGAAGCACUUGGUCUUGACGGAACCUGCGAGGUCCAGAUCUUGCGCUCCAGUAGUGUAUGGUCUACGGGAACUCCAGAGGUUACGGAGCACAGUAUCAUGAACGCUUAUGUGAAGCUGAUCGAAGAAUCGGAGCAUUUCGUUUAUAUUGAAAACCAGUUUUUCGUCAGUACUUGCGAGAUUGAUGGCAGGAAGAUUGAGAACUUGAUUGGUGAUGCACUAGUAGAGCGGAUCACCAGAGCUGCAAAGAAUAAGGAGGCGUGGCGUGCAGUCAUUGUCAUUCCACUGAUACCAGGUUUCCAGAACACGGUGGACAGUGAGGGCGGAACAAGUGUUCGUUUGAUCAUGAUGUGCCAGUACCGCAGUAUCUGCCGCGGAGAAACGUCAAUUUUUGGGCGGCUGCGUGCCCUAGGAAUUGAGCCGGAGGAUUAUAUUCAGUUCUUCAGCCUCCGAGCCUGGGGUAAGAUCGGUCCUCAGAAACAGCUUGUCACGGAGCAACUUUACAUUCAUGCCAAGUGUAUGAUUGUGGAUGACCGAGCAGCCAUCAUUGGAUCCGCAAAUAUCAACGAGAGGUCUAUGCUGGGGUCGCGAGACUCAGAGGUUGCUUCAGUAGUGCGUGAUACGGACAUGAUAUGGUCCACCAUGAAUGGUCGGCCUUAUCUUGUCGGGCGAUUUCCGCACACACUUCGCAUGCGUCUUAUGAGAGAGCAUCUUGGGAUUGAUGUCGAUGAGUUGAUGGAGCAUUCCUUAGCUACGGAGGAAGAAUUGCGAAAGAUCCAGAUCGAUGAAGAGGAGCCCAAGCCGCUUCGAAAGGCUAAACUUGAUUCAGAGUCCCUUAUGUUAGAGAAACAAGAUGAAAGAGAUAUGAUCGAGCGCCGCCAUCGUAUUCAGGAUGAGUUCUUAUCUCGUUCUGAGGACCUACACAGCUUUAAUCAUGACGUCGACUGGGAGCAGGGUAACAACCCGAACCUCAAGUCGAACAGAAAGCUUACGACAGACACGAGGGUAAUUUCCAAUAACGACCAUAGGAAGGAUGUGGAGGGGCUCGGUACCGACAAUCUUCGCGUUGCAGAGGAGAAUGGGCUAGGAAACUCCCGCGAUUCAGAAAUUUUCAACAACAGGCGAGAGGUGUUAGUUUCCCCUAUUGCUAGUGAAGGCAAAGGCACCGUUCAGCGACCAAACCCUCCACGAAAGAAUUCGCAACAAAAUAAUAGCCCCGUCAGCCAAGACCUAACUGCAACGCAACCUACCCUGGCGGCCGAAGAUGGUGGUACUGCUCCAGUCGUGGAAGCAAUGCCGGUCCAAAAUCCAUCCCUAGCGGCUUCGCAAGAUGGGAGCUUACCCUUGGCAAUACCUAAGGAGAAGUUUGAUACAUUGAAGUUCUCGUCGCCGGCUUUGUCCCCUCUUGGUCCGGAUGUGAAGCAUAUCUUCGUUGACAAAGACUGCAUGAGGGACCCCGUGGUCGACGUGUUCUACUUGGAUACGUGGCAAGCUGUGGCGGAAAAGAAUACUAAAAUUUUCCGAAACGUUUUUCGCUGUAUGCCUGACAGUGAAGUCAGAUCUUGGAAAGAAUACAAGGAGUAUACUGCAUAUGGGGAGCGGUUUGCAGAGAUGCAAAGCCACCACACCGCGAAGGCUUUCAACCCGAAUCAUCAACGACAGACAGGCCCCCCAGGUACAGGUACUACCUGGCCAAACCAACUUAAGCCGAAUCUCCCAUUGGCUUUACACCGCACGGGGAGCCACUCUACGGAACAGAAGAGCCAGACCCCGACAGACGAGAAGUCAGACGGACCAAAUUCAAACGAUCGACUACAAUCUGAUCUAGUCAACCAUGAAGCCGCAUCACCGUUGAACGAGAAGGCUACUUUGAAGCCGGUGGACGGGCCUGGAACCGGCACUGAACGGCAGGAAGACAACAUUUCCUCUGGAGAUGAUCUUGAAAGACAACGUUCAGAGGCGCCCCAAGUCGACUAUUCGGAAGCAUUGAAUCGGAAUGCCACAAAUCACUCACGACGUCGUAGACGCAGGGCCACAACACUGGGGUCAAAGAGGGAUUUCACGACCGACGAAGUCAUAGACAAGCAAAGAGCUGAAGAUCUCCUCAACCAGGUUCAGGGGCAUCUCAUCCUCUGGCCUUAUGAUUGGCUUGAGAAAGAAGAACAGGGUGGGAACUGGCUUUACACCCUCGACCAAAUCUCUCCUCUGGAAAUUUAG